CCUUCUCCUCCCACUUCCCUCAGGUUUUGGUCUGCUUUGGGUUGACUGGUCAUUAUGCUGAUGCAGCUCUGUAGUAUCAAGAACUUGUACCAGAAUCGGUUCCUGGGCCUGGCGGCCAUGGCGUCCCCAACCCGCAGCGGCCAGAACCGCCAGCGCUGUAAGGAUGCGGUUCGUCACAGCUACGGCCCAGACAGCUUUGCCGUCAACGGUCUGAACCAGGAGGCCUUCAUGCUGGGGCUGUCCCGGUCCACCAGCGACACCGAUCUGGUCUCCCCCGACGCUCGCUCCACCCUCACCAUCAGCUCCUCCCACUACACCAUUGGCCAGUCCGAGGACCUGGUGAUCACAUGGGACAUCAAGGAGGAGGUGGAUGCUGGAGACUGGAUUGGCAUGUAUCAAGUUGAUGAGGCUUUGUCGGAGAACUUUCUGGACUAUAAGAACCGAGGGAUCAACGGAUCUCACAAGGGACAGAUCAUUUGGAAAAUCGACUCCUGCUCCAACUUCAGUGAAACUGAGACCCAGGUCUGCUUCAGGUACUACCAUGGCGUCACGGGAGCACUGAGAGCAACCACACCCAGCGUGACCAUCAAGAAGGGCCCUCCUCCUGUAUUAAAGCCAGUGGUUAGUCCUGAAGUCAACCAUGGACUGGGCAACAGGAGACUCAUUAACUUUUCCCUGUCAGACCUCCAGGCAGUCGGCUUGAAGAAAGGGAUGUUCUUUAAUCCAGACCCCUACCUGAAGCUCUCCAUUCAGCCCGGGAAGCACAGCAUCUUCCCCUCGCUGCCACAUCAUGGCCAGGAGAAACGCUCAGGGGUCGUCUGCAACACUGUCAAUCCUCAGUGGAGCGCAGAGAGGUUCAACUUUGUAUCUCUGCCAACUGACGUCCUGGAAAUUGAGGUGAAAGACAAGUUUGCCAAGAGUCGGCCAAUCAUCAAGCGAUUCCUGGGGAAGCUCUCCGUCCCGGUCCAGAGACUGCUGGAAAAACACGCCAUUGGGGAUCGAGUAGUGAGUUAUUCUCUGGGUCGCAGGUUGCCGACGGAUCAUGUCUGCGGCCAGUUGCAGUUCCGCUUUGAGCUGACCUCCUCUAUUCACCCAGAUGAUGAGGAGGUCUCUCUGGUCAUUGAAGCCGCCUGUCCUGAGGGGGACAUUGCAGCACAUGAGAACCACGUUGCUGACGCUCCUGAUGAUGACACGCUCAGUGUGGGACCUGACAUGCCUGACCUCCCCCUGGAUGCCCCUUCUGAUCCUGAAACCUCAGCGCCACCUGCCCCAAUAGAGGACGCCUCCACACCUGAGGAGGUUGUAUCUGCUGAUAGAGAGGAGGAUGAGGAGACCCCAGAAGUGGAGCAGGGAGCUGUGGAGGAGGAGAGCACAGUUAGGGAGGAGUCCCCAUCUGCAGAAACCCAGUUGGAGCAGGAAGAGGGGCUCUUGGCUGAACAGCAGGAGGAGAACAGGGGAGCAGCGGGUGAGGAUGGAGGACGGGAGGCGGAGCAGCAGGAGCAAGACGAGGAGGCGCAGAACGCUGCGGUGGCAACACCUGCUGAGGAAGAUGUGACUGCAGGAGGAGAAGAGGUCGGGGAGGAAACACAGCCAAAGCCAGACUCAGACAAUCCUGAAGCAGUAGCAACAAACAGUGAGGCUGCUUCUGACGAGGCCCAAACAGAGGCGGCUCAGGGGGCCCCUGAAGAAGCAGAAGAAGGGACUCCACAAGAGGUGACAGAGGCAGGAGACAGAAACUCUGCCCCCUGCGCCUGCCAAUCCAUUUUCUCCAACUACAACGCCAACGCUCCCUCUCGACGCAAAAACCGCCCCUGCUCCCUUCCCGUGUCUGAACUGGAGACAGUGAUCGCAUCGGCCUGCGGGGAGCCAGAGACCCCGCGGUCACACUACAUCCGGAUCCACCACCUCCUCCACAGUCUCCCCUCUGCCCAGCUUAGAGCUCCCAGCCAGGAGGAGGAGGACACUGGGGAGGGGGAGGACACGAGUACAAUGAACGAUACCACAUCCCCGACCCUUAAAAGCUCCAAGGAGGAGGAAGGGCAGGAGGAGGACGAUGAGGAUGAUACAACCCUGUCUCCCUCUCAGGUCCCAGAGUGUCCGGGCCCCUGCUGCCGUCGCUCCCUGCCCCGCAGCCUCUCCAUCGAACGCCUCUCUGAGCUGAACCAGCUCCUGGAAGGUGAGGGAGUGUUAGGACACACGGCGAUCAGAAGGAUCUCCCCGUCCUGUCUGGAGAGCGAGGAGGGAGAUUCCAGUAACGGCGGAGGAAGAAGAAUCGGGGGCGGCACUCACAGAGCUCUGGGCGAGAACGACUGCGAGUUCUGCGACACCUCCUGCUACAGCACCUCCUGCUACAGCACUUCCUGUUACAGCACGUCCUGCUACAGCAACUCAGGCAACGAGGGGAGAAGCCGCUAUUGCAGCCACACCCGCCUCUCCUCGGUGGACAGCAACAGACUCUCCGGCAGCACCGUGUUCUCCUCACAGGACGAGGAUGAGGACGAGGAGAGCGCCUUCGAGUCGGUGCACGAUCUCAACCAGGGGCAAGAGGGUCAAGACUCAGGAGGGGCGGGAGGAGAGAGGAGGACGGGGAGAUGGAAGGAGGCCAGGAGAGGAGAGCAGGGGGAGCCAGCUGUGGCAGGGCCGAGCGAUAGGAACAACUCAGGCUCAGACUUCUCCCCUCCUGUUGGUCAUCUACCAGUCCUGCGACCCAGCCAUGACCUAAACCAUUUUCCUGCUGCCACUGACCCAGCCUUACCUCCAAACUGGGAAGCUCGUGUGGACAGCCAUGGCAGAGUUUUCUACGUGGACCACGUCAACCGAACCACAACCUGGCAGAGACCGAGCAACAGUGGCAAGUGUAACCACGGCAUCCCCCGCUCAGGAUCUAUGCAGCAGAUGGAACAACUCAACAGGAGGUACCAGAACAUCCAGAGGACCAUGGCCACAGAGGAGGACGGUGGUGGAGGUCCGAGGUUAGAGAGGAGCAGCAGUACAGAGAAUGAGUCAGAUGCUCCUCCGACAGGCCCCGCCUCCCCUGUCAAUCACCAGAAGAUCAGCAAUCUCCUCCAAUCACCUGCUGUCAAGUUCAUCACACACCCAGAGUUCUUCACUGUGUUGCACAGUAACUAUGCAGCCUACCGGAUGUUCACCAGCAGCAGCUGCGUGAAGCACAUGAUCCUGAAGGUGCGGCGCGAUGCCAGGAACUUUGAACGCUACCAGCACAACCGGGACCUGGUGGUUUUCCUCAACAAGUUUGCAGACACUCAGCUGGAGCUGCCACGAGGCUGGGAGAUUAAGACUGACCCUCAAGGAAAGUCUUUCUUCGUGGACCACAACAGUCGAGCCACGACCUUCAUCGACCCUCGCAUUCCUCUGCAGAACGGCCGGCUUCCCGGGCACCUCGCCCACAGACAGCACCUCCAGAGACUACGCAGCUACAGCGCUGGAGAAGCCUCUGAUGUGUCCAGAAGUCGUGGGGCUUCUCUAAUGGCCAGGCCUGGUAACAGCCUGGUGGCGGCCAUACGAAACCAGCAUCACCCUGACUCACAACAGCUGAAUGCUCCAUCCUACAAUGACAAGAUAGUGGCAUUCCUUCGACAGCCCAACAUUUUUGACAUGUUGCAGGAGAGACAGCCGAGCCUAAGCAGAAACCAUGCACUGAGGGAGAAAAUCCACUACAUCCGGACAGAAGGUACUCAGGGAGUGGAGAAGCUGUCGUGUGAUGCAGAUCUCGUCAUCCUGUUAAGCUUAUAUGAAGAGGAGAUCAUGUCUUACAUUCCGCCUCACCCCAUCCACCCGGGCUUCAGCUUCUCUCCUCGCUGCUCCCCGGUCUCCUCACCACAGAACUCUCCUGGUUUGCAGAGGGCCAGGGCUCCUGCUCCUUACCGCAGAGACUUUGAAGCCAAACUAAGAAACUUCUACAGGAAACUGGAAGCCAAGGGUUACGGGCAGGGACCGGGAAAGAUCAAGCUGCUGAUCAGAAGAGAACACUUACUCGAGGGAACCUUCAACCAGGUGAUGGCGUACUCUCGCAAAGAACUGCAGAGAAACAAACUCUACGUCACUUUCCUGGGAGAGGAGGGAUUGGACUACAGCGGCCCCUCCAGAGAGUUCUUCUUCCUCUUGUCUCAGGAGUUGUUCAAUCCUUACUACGGACUGUUUGAAUACUCUGCUAACGACACCUACACUGUUCAGAUCACCCCCAUGUCAGCGUUUGUUGAGAACCAUCUAGAAUGGUUCCGUUUCAGUGGUCGUAUCCUGGGCCUGGCUCUGAUCCAUCAGUACCUGCUCGAUGCGUUCUUCACCAGACCCUUCUACAAAGCUCUGCUCAGGCUAGCCACAGACCUGUCUGACCUGGAGUACCUGGAUGAGGAGUUCCACCAGUCAUUGCAAUGGAUGAAGGACAACGACAUCACUGACAUCCUGGACCUCACCUUCACUGUCAAUGAGGAGGUCUUUGGCCAGGUCACAGAGCGGGAGCUGAAGUCCGGCGGCUCCCACCUUCAGGUGACGGAGAAGAACAAGAAGGACUACAUCGAGCGAAUGGCCAAGUGGAGGGUGGAGAGAGGGGUGGUGCAGCAGACAGAGGCUCUCGUCAGAGGCUUUUAUGAGGUGGUAGACUCCAGACUUGUGUCUGUGUUCGAUGCCCGGGAGCUGGAGCUGGUCAUCGCUGGUACAGUGGAGAUUGACCUCGGGGACUGGAGGAGCAACACAGAGUACAGAGGAGGUUACCAUGAUGGUCACAUAGUGAUGCGGUGGUUCUGGGCCGCUGUGGAGCGCUUCAACAACGAGCAGCGUCUCCGCCUGCUGCAGUUUGUCACUGGGACUUCCAGCGUGCCCUACGAAGGCUUCGCGGCACUGCGGGGAUCCAACGGCCUCCGGCGCUUCUGCAUCGAGAAGUGGGGCAAAGUCACAUCGCUUCCCAGGGCUCACACCUGUUUUAACCGUCUGGACUUGCCUCCCUACCCUUCAUACACCAUGCUGUAUGAGAAGCUGCUGAUCGCGGUGGAGGAAACCAGCACGUUCGGCCUGGAGUAAAGCAGACAAGACAAUCAAAUCAUCAUCCCUCUAAAGAAACCUGGAUUGUACUCUAGUGGAUAUAUAUGUAUGUCGCUGUUCUGGUAAUACUGUAUGUGUUAGGGGUUCUCACAUAGAUAUGAGGCACUACCGCAAAACAUGGCUAUUUUUAUAUUUAACACAAAGGCUGAGAAAAUAUGGAACAUAAAAACAGCAUUUUUAAAUAGUAUUUAUAUAUUUAUGCAUACAUAAGGCAAUGGUAAAUGAAAUGAGUUCAUUUAAUAUUGCAUGUAGCAAAAAGCAUCAUGUCCAGUACAGUGAUUAAAACUCUGAACAUGCAAAGAAAGACUGACUGUAACAACUAAAAAAAUAUAAUUGCAUAUUAGCACUAAUUAGCACUACUGAAUACAAAAACUUUAAGUAGAAUCUAAUAGAUAAUUAUGACAACCGAAAACUAAAUUAUUUCCAGAAUUUACCUUUAAAUAAAUCCUUACACCCGGGUUGAACAUUUUAAAUCACAGAAAAGCUAAAAAUUAAAAAAUAAUAAUUUAGAAAAAUCUAAAGAAUGAUUCUAUAUUUAAAAAAAUAAAGAUUAAAGCUCCUGUGAAGAAUUUUAAGCUAGUGAUGAAAUGUACUAAAACUAACAGUGAUGCCUCUUUAUGACCUACAUAAGCAAAUGAAACCAUUCACAACAACAUAAACAUUUCCUAAAUUCUGUUUUUUGAAUGAAUGUAACCUCUGUGAGGGGGGAGGUGUCAGAUGAAGACACUGCCUUUUUUUAACAUUAUUCUCAAAUAUCAAUUUAGUCAGAAAUUUAAUUCUUAAAAGAAGACAGGUUGAGAUUUUUCAUCAGAGAACACUUCUUACGCAUAUAAAGGUCAGCAAAGAAACAAGAUGUAUCACUUUGUCCACAGGGGGCGCCAAAGUCAAUACAGACAGAAAGUUCCUCACAGGAGCUUUAACUAAAAGGUACAGGAUAUACUUGAAAAAUGUUGACAAUUCACAAAAAGGAAAGAAUAUAUGACACUUGUUACAGACUGUGACAGAUCAAAAUUCAAAUAUUUACCAUAGAUCUGUAUAUCUUGUCUGUGAAUUCAAACAUGGGUGGAAAACGUGUGCAAUUAUCAGCACAUACAUUCUCAGGUGUGCUGUUCUUAUAUAUUCACAUCACUGUAUGUGGCUUUAAGGAGAUAGUUCAAAGUAAAAUGCAGAUGGAUGCAAAGUCUGGUAUGCCAAAGGAACAGUCAUGCCCUUAUAUGUGUUCUUGGGGACACCCCAGAAUAAAACGAGGAUCUAUGUGAGGAGAUCUGAAACACAAAUGGAGCUUGGUGGUAGACACCAACUUCCAACUUACAUCGAAGUUUGUUAGCUUGGGUCAGAGCUAAAUAUUGAUUAGAAAACGUGGCAAAUGUCAACAAUAGCAAAGCCAUCCAUACACUCUCUGUUAUGCUCUCAGUUAACUAUAGCAAUUAUUUUUUUAACAAUGCUAAUAAUUGAAAAAGCAAAUGUUAAAAGCUCCAACAAGCUUCUCGGCACUGAGCGAAGACGAGAGUAUGUAAAAGGCUUUCCUAAACUGGGUCGUCUGGUAGUGUCACAAAGGAAAACUUUAUCUAUAAUUGUAAAAUACAGUGAAAGCAAAUCCAGGUUAAGAGAAUUAGAUGUGUUGAAUCAGCAGUUGCAGUCUUGACUACUACAACACUUGAUCCUACUGUCACUACUAUGGUGACCUUUACCUGCUGUCUCUGUCAGCUGGGUUGGUUAGUUUAGGGCAUGAUGAGGUUGGUAAUUAUUAGAAUUCAUAGUAAGCCAUUCAGAGACAGAGCUGUGUCUUCGCACAGUAGAUAAGCCACGAUCUGGACCUGCAACUCCACUUUCCCUGGUUCGCUCCAAAAGUAGGACCGCAACUGGAAACAGACCUUUAAUGAACAGCAAUGCUACUGACACAACAAACACUGUCUAUUCAAGGUUACUUGCUUUGUGAUGAAGCAAGGACAAUGAUGUCACCUCUCCUUUUGUCAAACGUCUCUCUCUCUCUGUCAAAGUAGCCAUCAGUUCCAACCCAAGGGCUUCUGUGGAGACAGAGGGUAAUGUCGGCCGAGGAAACAGGAAGUAGGCAACAAAGAAUAAGCAUGCGGGCGUCAUGUCUGCCAAAUAUAGUUGACAGGAUUGGUGCUGAGCCGGAGCUGCUUGUGAACUUCUUCUAUCAGAGCUGUGUUACUUUAUCAUGGUGUUGUUCUUUGCAUGGAGUAAGUGCUCCAAAUAUCUGAACCUUUACCGUCAAACAACCUUUACAAACAACAUGACUGGUGCAAAGCAGCAUGUAGAAUCUCCAAGGGCCUGGGAUCACUGGAUCGCCUCCUCUGAACUCUCAGCCACUCUGGUGCAAACUCAAAAAGGUGUACAGGGGUCCUUGGAUGAACCGGUGUAUUAUAUGCAAUAGUAGUUAAGAUGUUGAACCACAAUCUCUUCCACAGUCUAACCAUGUUUUCUCAGACAAUGACUGACUGCAGUGUACCCUCAGCAUUCCCAGCCUCUCAUCUACAAUCGUAGUCCAGUAAUGAAACUGUGCCUCAGUUACUUACUGCCUCGUGUGGCCUGAUGCUGAAUGGUUUGUACAUCAGUCGACAGAAGGAAAGUCUCUCUUUUAUUUUGACUUUCUUCUUUUUGGAUGCACUUUGCAUUUUUUUAUUCUGUAUGCGCCGCUCCCCCUCUAACACCCCAAAACAGAUGUCAGGCUUAUUAUAAACUCUGAUAACUCGUUAACAUUAUAAGCCCCUAGUGCAUCUUGCAAAGACAGAUAUCUGAUAUCAAAAAAGCUUAGUAUAAAUGCAUCCUAAGAGCAUUGUAAUCCUGAAGUACUAGCCCCGUCACAUGCUAAACUUUACUUUACUCACCAAGUGUAACAAUGUUAGCUAGUCAUCUUUGGUGUUUCCAUCCAUUGUCAAAGAAUGGUACCAGUGCCAAACAAGGCACAUUUUACUUUAUAUCACCCCUGGUGGUUUCAUUAAGCUAGUUUGAUCUGGUUCUUUGGUGUAGCAUAGGUGUUUUCACAUGCUUCAGACUCUUUUUCUCAUCGCAUCUGCCAAGCUCUGUGUUAGACAGAGUCAAAACUAGACACCUGAAACAACAGACUUAAAAAACAACAGGAAAAUGAGAUGUUUUUUCUCAAUGUACCUGAUUUGUUUUCACACAUUUUACUCUCACAUGUGAGUCUUCUGAUUAUUUUCUUUGCUUCAACGACACCAAAACCACAGUUUAUUUGCCAUGACAUUAAUCUGUCCUUCAUAUUGUUUGCGGUUUCCAAUCGCCAAUAUUUCACCAAGCAAGAUUCUUCUAUUUCUUUGCAUUUCAUGUAAAAAAUGUAGUUUUGUGUAGACUGGAAUAAGAAAGAAAAACCCAAUACACCAGUGCUCGUCUAGCCAUGGGACUAGGAUGUGAUAUCAGUAUGAUAAUUGGGACCCCAGACGUGUUUUAUAGAAGUCCAGGAUUCUUUACUGAGCUGAUUUUAUCUCUGUUCGCUUUCACCGACAUAACCUGCAAGAUUCAACAACAUGAUUUUUUUUUUUCACUGAAUCAAAACUUUUUUUUAUAGUUUUCUCUGACAGACAUUAACUUGGACGAACAUCUCAAAUGUGGUGGGAUGUCUCUGUAAUACUUUGUGCUGACCACACACACGGUAACAAUGGAGGUAAUGAGGCAUUACCAAAGCUGAAAAUACAGAAUUUUCUCCUUAGCUAAUUUAAGAAUAGGUUUGGUUAGAGUUAGGAUGUCAUCUCUCCUGGUUCACUCAUUCUACUGACAGUCAGAUCAUUUGAACUGCACUCAUCCUCGGCAGUGGCGAGGCCUUAUCCACUCAUCUCUCCACCCAAGAGGACAAGGCUGUGAUUAUGUUGCAUCUUCCCUCUCUUUUUUUAUCUACAAUCUUUUGUACUGUGGUUUAUACUGUAUUGUAUUUAUAGUUAAAGGGAGGUCCGGGAGCUUCCUGUGAAUGUUUUUUUCUUUUCUUUUUUAUUGUUGUUUUAAAAAGCAUCAUUUGAAGAUUUUGCCUUCACUUUUGGAGCCUUUGCGUUUUGAUACAUGUCUUUUUUCUAAAGAUCGAUUAGCCAGUUAGUUAUCUGUAUCGCAGUGCAGGAAAUUUGCAACCACAUCGUCUGUUUUCUGUUUCCAUUCAGCUAACGGUUAUCUCUUUAUGUUCACCAGAUACAUUUUGAGGUAUUUUUCUGGCUUUCUUUUUCAUGUCACAGAUGUCUAAGUAGAAAUUUUCAGAGUUGCAUGUAUCCAGCAAGUCAUUUGUGCUUUUGGCAGUUCAAGCAACAAUCAUAUCCAGGAAAACAAAUGCUUUUGUAUGUCAUUUCCUGAAAAUGUAUAGGCAGUGUACAGAUGUCUUGUUUUUUAUUCAGUUGAUGUUAAAUACAUAAAUUGUACAUCUUGAAACUGAUAUUCAUUCUAGGAAAAGAAUGGUAAAAAAAUGUAAGUGUAUUGAUUACAGCCAUUAUAUAAAUAUUUAAGUGAGCUUUUGGAGAAGUGAAGAGUUGUGUGAUAGCCACAGAGAGGUGAGGUGGUGGGAAUUUGUAGCAGCUGUCUGGUAUUUCUGUUUUUUGAAGUUAUUUAUUUCUUAUUUAUGUUCAUUUUUUUAAAAGGGAAUCUAAAGAAUAUGUGAAUAACUGUACUGAAUGUGAUAACAUUCACUGAAGCAUGCUUUUUUUGUUGUAUGUUUUGCUUCUUUUUUGUGUAUUAAUCAUACACAUUUGUAAAUACUGUGGAAAGGUACGUUUCUGAAUUGUCUGAGAACGGGUUGCUAAAUGCUCAGGCUGUGCUAUCGCUCCACCACACAAUACAACUGUUUAUGAAUCUUAAUAAAAAGGUCACUUUGUUA
Messenger RNA from Notolabrus celidotus (New Zealand spotty), 9892 nucleotides. RefSeq names its product E3 ubiquitin-protein ligase HECW1. Gene Ontology annotation, molecular function: protein binding; ubiquitin-protein transferase activity. NCBI's taxonomy places the organism in Eukaryota, Metazoa, Chordata, Actinopteri, Labriformes, Labridae. The record is from RefSeq and is a predicted model, not a curated record. Bases 55 to 5037 code for a protein of 1660 amino acids. Gene Ontology annotation, biological process: regulation of dendrite morphogenesis. The transcript is spliced from 29 exons.